Molecule: messenger RNA, 839 nt
Organism: Dipodomys spectabilis (banner-tailed kangaroo rat)
Lineage: Eukaryota; Metazoa; Chordata; Mammalia; Rodentia; Heteromyidae
Product: CD209 antigen-like protein 2
Exons: 6
Coding region: 1-651 (216 amino acids)
Source: RefSeq, a predicted model, not a curated record
AUGAUCAGCAGCAGGUUUUCAUUUAGAGGCUCUGGGCCUGAACUACAGCCUGGAUCCCACCAUUCUUCAGGCCAUCUGGGCCAUGGCCUUGGGCCCCUGCUACUACUGCAACUGCUCUUCAUCACUCUCUUUGUUGGGGUCCUGGUGGCAUUCCUUUACAGAGUACCCAAGAACCCCAGUGACCAGAAACAGGAGAAGAUCUAUCAAGAACUGAAUCAGCUGCGAUCUGGAGUAGACCGCCUGUGCCGGCCCUGCCCCUGGGACUGGACGUCCUUCCAAGGAAACUGUUACUUCUUCUCCAAGUCCACCCGAAACUGGACCGAUUCUCUCAUCGCCUGCCAGGAGAUGGGGGCCCAGCUGGUCAUCAUUGAAAACUUGGAGGAGCAGAAGUUCCUAAAAUUCAACUUGCCGAAAAAACACCGAGCUUGGAUUGGGAUCUCAGACUUGGAAAAGGAAGAUAAUUGGCAGUGGGUGAAUGGUUCAGCUCUGUCGCACAGCUUUAGCACAUAUUGGAAUGAAGGAGAGCCCAACAACCAGGAAGAUGAAGACUGUGCAGAAUUUAAAAAAAGAGGUUGGAAUGAUGAGAAGUGUGCAUUUAAGAAUUUCUGGAUUUGCAAGAAACCUGCCGUAGCCUUCUGCUCCCGUGAAUGAAGCCAGGGUUUUUCAAACCCUUAUAGCUCUUAUUUUCCCUGCCAAGAAGAACUUCCCUCAGAUUUAUGCCAGCUCCUUCUCAUUGGGUGGGAGCUGGAUCACCGGAUGCUUCACUUUCUCUCUGGGACUUCUCUAAUUCCUCCUCUCCAAUGGGGGUGCAGCCAUUGGGAUCCUUCCUCUGAUGUCCC